This is a messenger RNA of Eruca vesicaria subsp. sativa (arugula), 2873 nucleotides long. NCBI's taxonomy places the organism in Eukaryota, Viridiplantae, Streptophyta, Magnoliopsida, Brassicales, Brassicaceae. The record is from the annotation of a GenBank genome assembly.
CAGAAAGUCGAGGGAAAAAAUAAAGAAUGAGAGAAAAAUAAAAACAGUUUUGAUCAGAAAGGAGAGAGAGAAAGGAAAAAAAAAAGGAACAAACUUUUUCAUAGCCCAUGAAAAAAUGGAGAUCGGAGAAGAUCACCAUCCUUCAUGACCAUUGACCCUUCAGGUUCUUAUCUCUUUGCAUCCAUCAUGUAUAUGAAUCUGAGCGCUAAAUAAGAGUUUGGGAAGUGAGGACUGAUGUGUUCUGGUGGAGAAGGCAAACAAUGGAGUUGUGGAAAAGCGGGUGUAGUGAGUUUACAGAAAGUUGGAUCUUUAGUUCGAGAUUUGAGCGAGCCUUGUCUUUCACAGUCACAUAUACAGGUUGUUAUCACUAUCGGCAAAAUGCUUAAGCCAGAGAAGUGGCAGGCGUCUUUUGACAGUGAAGGGAGAGUUUCUGGUUUCCAAAAGGCCCUCAAGUUAAUUAUUUUGGGGGGUAUCGAUCCGUCUAUUAGAGCUGAAGUUUGGGAGUUUCUACUUGGUUGUUAUGAGUUGAGCAGCACCUCUGAACACCGUAACCAACUCAGAGUUGCUCGUAGGAAACGGUACAAUGAAUUGCUCAAGGAAUGCCAGACGAUGCAUUCAAGUGUGGGAACUGGUUCACUUGCCUAUGUUGUGGGGUCUAAAGUCAUGGAUAUGCGGAAAUCUUAUAGAGAUGAGUCAGUAAAGGUUUCUACUACAGAUGAAAACAGAGAAGAAGCUUGUCUAGAUGAUCAUGAUAAUACUGAAAAUCAUCACAGUGAUUGGAGUAAUAAUGGUACUGAUACAGCUCAUGUACACAGAAGAGGAAGUUCUAGUGAGUCUAUUGAGUUAGCAAGCGGAAGAGAAAGUCCAGAGAGUGUAGUAUACAAAUCUUCCUCUUUUGUAUCUGCUUCUAGUCCAUAUGACUUUGCUUCCCCUGCCGGUUAUUAUGACUUCCCCUCGCUGCCGGUUACAGAUUUGUUCGGGAGGAAUAGUUUAGAUAAGAUAGAGGUUUCUACGCCAGACAGUGAGCUAAGAUCUGGGGAUGAGGGAAUGCACCAUUUUCGAGUUGAUAAGAAUGCUGAUUUAGUUAGAGAACAGCAUAAGCCCACCUCAGAGAUCGAAGUGAUGCAUUCCGAUUCUGUUGGACCAUCGUCUUAUCCUGGCUUGAGAAUAUCAGAUGUCCCUGAAAUAGCGUCAAUAAAGGAGACUCCCUCUCAUGUUGGGAAUGUCACAGAAGAUCGAGUGUCUGAAUGGCUUUGGACACUGCAUCGAAUAGUUGUUGAUGUGGUAAGGACGGACAGCCACCUUGAGUUCUACGAGGAUCCAGGAAAUCUAGGAAGAAUGUCUGAUAUCCUUGCGGUUUAUGCUUGGGUUGAUCCUGCAACUGGUUAUUGCCAAGGAAUGAGUGAUUUAGUCUCUCCUUUCGUGGUCCUUUUUGAAGAUAAUGCUGAUGCCUUUUGGUGUUUUGAAAUGCUCAUAAGAAGAACGCGCGCGAAUUUCCAAAUGGAGGGACCAACUGGAGUGAUGGAUCAGUUGCAAUCACUGUGGCACAUAUUACAACUCACAGAUAAAGAUAUCUUUUCUCACUUAUCGCGCAUUGGUGCUGAAAGUCUUCAUUUUGCUUUCCGUAUGCUUUUAGUUCUGUUCAGACGAGAAUUGUCUUUUAAUGAAGCUCUCAGAAUGUGGGAGAUGAUGUGGGCUGCUGACUAUGAUGAAUCUGUGACUGAAGCUUUUGAGAAUGAUUGCUUGGAGCCUUUGGUGAUUCAUCUUCCGAGAAAAUCUGAAGCUGAGGUGAAUGAAGAAGCAAUAUAUGAUGGAAACGGUAAUACUAUAAAGCGAGAACCAGCAAUUUCAAAGAGUGGUCCAAUUUCAAAGAGCGGGCCAAUUUCAAAGAGCAGCGGUUUGUUGUCUAUGAGCAGUUUGCUGCCGAAGAGUGGUCCAUUGCCAAAGACUACUGGUCCGCUCUAUGAGGAGAGUGGGAUGAAGUCAUCAUCGUCAUCAUUAUCUGCAUAUCACUUCUGUGGUUUGACAAGAAGUCUUUGGUCAAGGAGCGAUAGAACAACACAUGUCCCUUGUGUAGUUUCAUCAAUCAAGAGAGGGGAUGAUGCUCUUCCUGUCUUUUGUGUGGCUGCGAUUUUAAUCAUGAAUCGACAUAAGAUCAUUAAGGAAACUCGCUCUAUUGAUGACAUGAUCCAGAUUUUCAAUGAUAAGGUUCUUGUAUUUCGAGUAAGGAGAUGCAUACGCACAGCCAUGAAACUUCGUAGGAAAUACAUGUACAAGAGUCAGGUAAUCAAGAGCAAGAGCCACACUCAAUCUCAGAAUCAAAACCAGGUUCAAAUCGAGCAUCAAACUCACAUGGAGAGCCAGAAGCUGGAAGAGACUCAAAGCCAUGGUGAUAACCAGAACCAAACAAAAAGUUUACAUCAUAGUCCUGCCGCUCAGAAUGGUGACUAGUCAGAUUCCCCUUAUAACAGUAUAAUAAGAUAAAACAAAAAGAAGAAGCUUAGACACAAGUAGGUCAUCUUUGAUAGCAAGUUUCCAAGAAGAGGUUUCUGUUUGAAGAUUUGUGCUUUGACUAUUUUGAGCUACCAGGAAGGAACAAGCAAGAGACUGAGAAGCUUGGCACUACACAAACUGAGAGUCUAGAGACUCAUAACCAAAGAGGUUAGACAAAUAAAAUCUUAUUUUCUUUUUUCGUGCGGGAACAAUUUUGAUUGCAAACCCUUUUUAUACUUAUGUGAAUAUCAGAAAAAUAAUUUUACAUUUUAGAAAGAAACACACAAAAGAGAAUCAAUCUCUGUUAGCUAUAGAGAAGCCUUUUCACGGCGAUCACAAUGUAAUAAACGGCAACAUUAAUCUAUAUCUGAAACAUAAAG